UGGCUCGGCUCCAGGCUGGUGCCAGCUUCCCCAGGAAGGAUGCGGAGCGCACAGCUCUUGGCACUGCCGUCUCUGCUCUAGGUGCCGCCUCAUGGAGACCCCCGCCGCCCCCGCCGCUCCCGCCGCCCCCGCGGCUGGGAACCUCUGGCCUCCUUUGCUGCUGCUGACCGGCACGACGCUGUUGGCCGCCCUGCUGGGCGCCGCGCACCGGCUGGGGCUCUUCCAUCGGCUGCUGCACAAGGUGGACAAGGCCAGCACCCGGCAUGGUGGGGAGCACGUGGCAGCGGUGCUGAGGGCACACGGCGUGCGCUUUGUCUUCACGCUCGUGGGCGGGCACAUUUCGCCGCUGCUCGUGGCCUGCGAGAAGCUGGGCAUCCGCGUGGUGGACACCCGCCACGAGGUCACAGCCGUCUUCGCUGCUGACGCCGUGGCCCGCCUGACUGGAACGGUGGGUGUGGCGGCCGUGACGGCCGGCCCCGGCCUCACUAACACGGUCACCGCCGUCAAGAACGCGCAGAUGGCACAGUCACCGGUCCUGCUUCUGGGCGGGGCGGCCGCCACCCUGCUGCAGAAACGGGGCGCACUCCAGGCCAUCGACCAGAUGUCGCUGUUCCGGCCGCUGUGCAAGUUCUGCGCGUCCGUGCGGAGGGUGCGAGACAUCGUGCCCACUCUGAGGGCCGCCAUGGCUGCCGCCCAGUCGGGUACCCCAGGACCCGUGUUCGUGGAGCUGCCCAUAGACAUGAUGUACCCCUACUUCCUGGUUGAGAAGGAGGUGUUGCCGUCCAAGCUGCCCCGCGGCCUGGUGGCCCGGGGGAUCUACUGGUACCUGGAGAAUUACCUGGCCAACCUCUUUGCAGGGGCCUGGGAGCCGCAGCCCGAGGGGCCCCUGCCCCUGAACAUCCCCUGGGCGCCCCCACAGCAGGUGCAGCGCUGCAUAGAGAUGCUGAGCCGAGCCAAGAGGCCCCUGCUGGUGCUAGGGAGCCAGGCCCUGCUGCCCCCAACACCUGCCAGCAAGCUCCGGGCUGCCGUGGAGACCCUGGGCAUCCCCUGCUUCCUUGGGGGGAUGGCACGGGGUCUGCUGGGCCGCAACCACCCCCUCCACAUCCGGCAGAACCGCGGGGCCGCCCUGAAGAAGGCUGACGUGGUCGUGUUGGCAGGGAUCGUGUGUGACUUCCGCCUGUCCUACGGCCGCGUCCUCAGUCGGAGCUGCAAAGUCAUUAUUGCCAAUCGCAACCGGGACGAGAUGCUGCUCAACUCGGACAUCUUCUGGAAGCCACAGGAGGCCGUGCAGGGGGAUGUAGGUUCCUUCGUGCUGAAGCUGGCGGGAGGCCUCGAGGGCCAGAAGUGGCCCUCGGACUGGGUGGAGGAGCUGCGGGAAGCCGACCGCCAGAAGGAGAAGACCUUUCGGGAGAAGGCGGCGAAGCCCGUGGCCCAGCACCUGAACCCGGUGCGGGUGCUGCAGCUGGUGGAGGAAGUUCUGCCCGACAACUCGGUUCUGGUGGUCGAUGGUGGUGACUUUGUGGGCACCGCUGCCCACCUGGUGCAACCCCGCAGCCCCCUGCGCUGGCUUGAUCCUGGGGCCUUUGGGACGCUUGGAGUCGGGGCGGGAUUCGCACUAGGUGCCAAGCUGUGCCUACCAGAUGCCGAGGUGUGGUGCCUGUUUGGGGAUGGGGCCUUUGGCUAUAGCCUCAUCGAAUUUGACACGUUUGUCAGACACAAGGUACCAGUGAUUGCACUGAUAGGAAACGAUGCGUGCUGGACCCAGAUCGCUCGGGAGCAGGUGCCCAUCCUGGGCAGCAGCGUGGCCUGUGGCCUGGAUUACACUGCUUAUCACAAGGCAGCCAUGGGGCUGGGGGCCCAGGGCCUGCUGCUGUCCCAGGACAAUGAGGACCAGGUGACAAGCACGCUCCGUGAGGCCCAGAAGCAGUGCCAAGACGGCCACGCAGUGGUGGUCAACAUCCUCAUUGGCAGGACGGACUUCCGGGAUGGUGCCCUGGCCGUCUAAGGCUGCGGGUCGGUGCGCCCAGCCCCUCUCCCUGCCCC
Molecule: messenger RNA, 2043 nt
Organism: Ochotona princeps (American pika)
Lineage: Eukaryota; Metazoa; Chordata; Mammalia; Lagomorpha; Ochotonidae
Gene: ILVBL
Product: ilvB acetolactate synthase like
Exons: 15
Coding region: 92-2005 (637 amino acids)
Biological process (GO): L-valine biosynthetic process
Cellular component (GO): acetolactate synthase complex
Molecular function (GO): magnesium ion binding; flavin adenine dinucleotide binding; thiamine pyrophosphate binding
Source: RefSeq, a predicted model, not a curated record